This is a messenger RNA of Talaromyces stipitatus ATCC 10500, 2172 nucleotides long. RefSeq names its product glutamine dependent NAD synthetase, putative. Bases 1 to 2172 code for a protein of 723 amino acids. Gene Ontology annotation, molecular function: ATP binding; glutaminase activity; NAD+ synthase (glutamine-hydrolyzing) activity. Gene Ontology annotation, biological process: NAD+ biosynthetic process. The transcript is spliced from 15 exons. The record is from RefSeq and is a predicted model, not a curated record. Lineage: Eukaryota; Fungi; Ascomycota; Eurotiomycetes; Eurotiales; Trichocomaceae. Gene Ontology annotation, cellular component: cytoplasm.
AUGGGACAUUUCGUAACGGUUGCGACGUGCAACCUCAACCAAUGGGCCCUCGACUUUGAAGGUAAUACACAACGUAUUAUUGAAAGUAUUCAGCAGGCAAAGGCCGCAGGAGCAAAGCUGCGAGUUGGUCCGGAGCUGGAAAUUUGUGGAUAUGGCUGUCUCGAUCAUCUUCUAGAACAAGAUUUGUUCCUAGCAUGUUGGGAAAUGCUAGAGAGGAUCUUGACUGAUGAGUCUUGCAAUGAUAUUUUACUGGACAUUGGAAUGCCCGUCCAACACCGAAAUGUUCGAUACAAUUGUCGAGUAAUUUGCCUGAACGGAAAGAUUCUUUUAAUCCGACCGAAGAUGUAUCUUGCAAAUGAUGGCAACUACAGAGAGAUGCGCCACUUUACUCCAUGGUGCCAGCCUCGAGCAACUGAACAGUUUCAUCUCCCCCGCCGCAUUCAACGUCUGCAGGGAGCAACGCAUGUUAUUUUUGGAGAUGCAGUGAUAUCCACCCCGGACACAUGUAUUGGCGCGGAGACAUGUGAAGAGCUUUUUACACCUGAUAGUCCGCACGCCCAUAUGGGUCUUGACGGUGUAGAAGUGUUGACCAACAGCAGCGGUUCACAUUUUACAUUGCGUAAGUUGGAGACUCGUUUACAGCUCAUCAUGGAAGCAACCAGGAAGAACGGCGGUAUCUAUCUCUAUGCGAACCAGCAAGGGUGCGAUGGUGAUCGAUUAUACUAUGACGGUUGCGCAAUGAUUAUCGUCAAUGGAACAAUGGUGGCCCAAGGAACACAAUUCAGCUUGAAUGAUGUCGAAGUCGUGACGGCAACGAUAGAUCUUGAGGAAGUCCGCGCCUAUCGCUGUUCCAUGUCAAGAGCUUUCCAGGCAGCCCAGUCCAAGGCCAAAUACGAACGUAUUCAGACUAGCUUUGAGUUGAGCAGCGAAGAAGAUGAUAUGGAUCUGACUCGUGGUCCAAGCAUCCCUAUUACUCCUCGCUACCAUUCACCUGAGGAGGAGAUUGCUCUCUGCUCCGGCUGCUAUUUGUGGGAUUAUCUUAGAAGAAGCGGAGUUGCAGGUUAUUUGGUCCCGCUGUCCGGAGGUAUUGAUUCUUGCGCCACGGCGACUAUCGUCUUUUCAAUGUGCCGACUUGCUAUUGAGGCUGUCAAGGCUGGAAAUGCCCAGGUGAUCGAAGAUGUCAGACGACUCGCCAAGUAUUCAGUUAAGCUGCCGGAGACUCCACAGGAACUUUGCAACCAGAUCUUUCACACUAUCUACAUGGGCAUGUCUCAACAGUCGUCCAAAGAGACCCGUCAGCGAGCAAAGGACUUGUCGGAAGCCAUUGGAAGCUACCAUGUGAAUUUGGAUAUUGAUGAGGUCUAUCAUGCACAGAAAGCCCUUAUCAAAACUACUCUUGGAUUCGACCCCAAGUUCAAAGUUGAGGGAGGAACGCAAGCUGAAAAUCUCAUGCUUCAGAAUAUUCAAGCACGGUCUAGGAUGGUAACAGCGUAUGAGUUUGCACAGAUAUUGCCAACGACACGAGGACGUCCAGGGGGUGGGGGCUUAUUGGUGCUUGGGUCUGCCAAUGUCGGUGAAUCUUUGCGAGGAUACCUCACAAAAUACGACUGUUCAAGCGCGGAUAUUAAUCCGAUUGGAAGUAUCGACAAAUCUGACCUGAAACGCUUCAUUGCUUGGGCAGAAAAGGAAUUCGACAUCCCUUGUCUUCAGGAGUUCUUGAAUGCUGUACCGACCGCUGAGCUUGAACCCAUUACCGAGCAAUACGUUCAAUCAGACGAGGUGGAUAUGGGAAUGACUUAUGAUGAAUUGACCACAUUUGGACGGCUACGAAAGGUAUACAAACUCGGCCCUUACGGCAUGUUCCAAAGACUCGUACAUGAAUGGGGCGAAGAAAGAGUGCGAAAAGACGGAGAUCAAGAGCCAGUUUUGGAACCUCGUCAAAUUGCGGAAAAAAUUAAGCACUUUUUUGUAUAUUAUGCUAUCAAUCGCCACAAGAUGACUACCUUGACGCCAUCUCUACAUUGCAAUGAUUACUCACCGGAUGAUAAUAGAUUCGAUCUCCGUCCGUUCUUAUACCCUUCCUUCUGGAAGAGCUGGGGCUUCAAGAAGAUCGACAAGGAAUUGGAGAGGAUAGAGAAGGCGAAGCAGAAGAGAGUAAAGGCUCAAGCUUGA